Staurois parvus is the source of this 286-nucleotide messenger RNA. Lineage: Eukaryota; Metazoa; Chordata; Amphibia; Anura; Ranidae. The record is from the annotation of a GenBank genome assembly.
UAAGGGUUAGGGACUGAUGUGAAUGUACAAUAUAUAUGUAAAGCACUGCGUAAAUUGACGGCGCUAUUGAUUCUUAGAUGCAGGGGCGGACUGACAACUCAUGGGGCCCCCGGGCAAUAGGGGAUCAUGGGGCCCCUGUGUCCUUUCCCAAACUCAAAAAAGCCUAUGAAAAAAGGUACCAGGGGCAUCUCAUGGGGGCCCCUACUGACCCGGGCCCUCGGGCAGUGCCCGAGUUUCUAAAUGGUCAGUCCGCCCCUGCUUAGAUGUGAUGGCUGCAUUAGUUUUC